GGAAAAAAAUGGCGUAGUUUCCUCCCUCUGGGUGAGGAGAAGUAGCGGUGCCGAACGCCCGACAACCGUGUCGAUUUCGAUACCGGUCCGGUUCGGGAAGCAGUCAGUCUCUCUGUUCAUUCCACCGGAUUAACAAGUCAAUUUUCUUAAAGGUACGUUUACGCUAGCAACGAACGCAACCCAGCCUAACAAUGGAUGAUGGUGCUGCAUCCACCGGCGUCAUUGUGAAGAACAAGCCAGGCGCGAAACCGCUUAACAUCGUCGACGACUUCCAGCGUCGUAAGAUGCCUCUCUACAAGCACUGGGUUCGCCCACAAUUCUUGCAGUACAACUACAUGUACGACUACCGCGUCAACUACUACGAUGAUGUCAUCAAUUAUCUGGAUCGACGAUCGCGUGGCGUUGCUUCGGAAAUCCCUCGCCCUCAGACCUGGGCCGAGCGCGUCCUGAGAACUCAGAGAACCACGCCCCGCGACAUCAAUGACGUGUAUAACUACACCAGCAUCGGCCUCAAGAAGGACGACCGGAAGCUUAUGUACACCCUAAGUAAUCAGAUCAAGUCGUACAACUGCCACUCGAAGGCUUACACUAACAGAAAGUACCGCAAGAUCCUCUAAGGCGCGUCGCUUUCGCAUUCUCUCUCUCUCUCCUGAAAACGAGCACAAAGGGGAGCACCGCAACGCUAACCCGAUGCUAAGGAUAACGCUUACUGAAGGCUUUUUUUAUAUUCUCUCAUUUUCUACCCACCAACCCACGGCCACCUAACCAAACAGUAACAGCAAACAAUGGAGGGAAAAAAUCGGAAAAAAAUCGAAAAAAAAUCGAAGAGUAACAAGAUUGUGAAAAGAUAAAAGAAAACUAUCUCCUCCUGAAAACAAAUAACAGAACUGUGCCUGUGAAAAUUCAUAUAAAAAUUGUGUAAAAAUGGCAACCUAAACAAAACCGAUCCUAUUCGUACCAUACGUCCUUCACCUUUACCAAACGGUAGAAGAUGCUGUAAGAAGUUGAACUGAGGACGAGUACGUCCUUGUCGCACAACAACACAGAGAGACUCGAACGAAAACGAACGCCCCGCCCUUCCUCAACUCUCCCCUUUUUCGUCCUACCUGAUCGACACUCUCCACGGCGAGAAAUGUCCUUCCUCGCGCCCACUUAGGUUCUCUUUCGAAGUUUGCUGUACGCGUUUGCGGAAAAGGAUGCUAGAAUCCUUGGCAGCACUUGAAGCGGAAGUACAGAGUCCGUGUGAUGCGUUUUUACUAUUUUUUGUACUUACUUUUCUUAAUUCGCUUUGCUUUGACUUAGAUUAAUACACGCUAGGUAGUACUCGGUGUGGACCUGCGAGCACAGCAGAACCGAUCGAGCGCGCGCGUCAACACAUUGAAACCUGUUUAGAUAUCGACCGGCUGGGUCGUUGGUGCUCUAGUGCUCUGAUGCGGCUGAGUGACGUGGUCCAGGAUGUGGAAAAAGGGUUUUCCCAAACGAACGAGUUCACUUUUUUUUUAAAUUAAUUUUCCACUGCCCCGAGCACCACAAUCGGUCCCACGGAGCCCACAGCCCAGCGCCCAGCAAUGCUGUUUUAGUUUGCAGUUAUUUUCGCUUUUGAAAUGAGCCGCUUUCAUUUUCCUCACCCCAACUUUCUGCUUUUCACGUCCAGCGGGUUCCGUUAAUUUGUUUUUCCCGCCUAACAUGUGCAAGUAACUCGCUUUUCCGAGGGUGAUUCCGAAGCUUCCCACUGUUGAUUGUUGUCGGUGUGUACCAUGUUUUUUCGUACGUUUUCUGUUUUCUUCUCUUUCUUCGACCCACCCACCCCAUCGCCCGUUGUGGUGUAGGAAAAAGCCGACCCCUAGUGCGGCUCUACCUGAGCUCGACCUACCGAGGCUGGUGAUCGGUCCACAGGCUGUGAACCGAUCACGCACGUUUUCUUCCAGGCUUCUAUCGCUGCUGCCGGUGGCGAUCGGCGUAUGGCCGCAACGGUCCGCUCGGAAUAAUAGCAGGAAAAUUCACCACCACCGAACAGUCCCAAUGACACUCAACUUUCCCUUUUCCCGACCCAAAGUGAUCAGCACUCGAGCGCUCUGAGAACGAUAAAAUUUCAAUAAACGAAAGUAACUCCGAAACUA
Anopheles nili is the source of this 2120-nucleotide messenger RNA. RefSeq names its product flightin. The coding region runs from base 192 to 617 and encodes 141 amino acids. NCBI's taxonomy places the organism in Eukaryota, Metazoa, Arthropoda, Insecta, Diptera, Culicidae. The record is from RefSeq and is a predicted model, not a curated record. The transcript is spliced from 4 exons.